ACCACGCGUGAGUCGUCUUUUCCUUUUUUGCUCUACUCCUGAUUUUUACCAUCAACCAUAUGGCCAUAUGGGUUCGUUCAAAUUCUGUGUACUACGGGCCCUAAUUAAAAUGACUUUAUAUCCCACUAAAAAAAUGACAUCAUAUUCGGUUCAACAAACCAGCGCUGAUGUGUUCAAUAAAAAAAAAAGGCUGAAGGUAUCAUCGAGGCAAGUUAUAUAUACGAUCGAUACAGUACAGCUUUGCCAACUCGAUCCAACUAAAUUACUCAGGAACAAGUUAUACACAUACACCCCCAUUCUCCCGUCGUGCGGUGAAUUCGCGAUCAAAGAUGCAAGAGCAGCAGCAGGACUUCAAGAACGUCUUCUGUAUGGAGGGUGGCCAGGGCGAGUCCAGUUACAUCAACAACAGCCAAUCUCAGUCCCGAAACCUGAAAAUGAUGCUGUACGCCCUUGAGGAGACACUGGACAAGAUCCAGCUCCCUCGUCACCGUCCGGGGAACAAGCCGCUACUGACGGCCGCCGACCUGGGAUGCUCAUGCGGCCAAAAUACUCUCCUGAUCGCGGACGUGAUCGUCGACCACAUGACCGACAAAUCCUUCGGCAGCAAGGACGACGACGGCCUGGAAUUCUGCUUCUACUUUUCCGACCUCCCGAGCAACGACUUCAACACCCUAUUUCACCUCCUCCCACAGCAAGCUGCUGCCGCGGGCAGAGAUGGGCGGCAGAGCCGGCGCUACUUCGCCGCCGCCGUACCUGGCUCUUUCCAUGAUCGCCUGUUCCCCGAGCGAUCCAUCAACGUGUUCACCUCCACCUUCUCAUUGCACUGGCUCUCACAGGUGCCGAAGAGAGUCGUCGACAAGCAAUCGCCGGCAUACAACAAAGGUAAAGUGUUCGUGCAUGGUGCCUCUGAGGAGACGGGCACGGCAUACCAACGACAAUUCCGGUCUGACAUGAUGCGCUUUCUACACUGUCGUGCCGCCGAGAUGAAGCCUGGUGGUGCCAUUUUCAUUGUCAGCCUUGGCCGCCUAUCAUCCACCCGCGGCCCCACGGAGCAAGGCUACAUCUAUGAAGUGUAUUGCAGCAUGUUCGAGGACUCAUUGCGUGAUCUCAUCGAAGAGGAGAUGGUCGAUGGCGAGAAGAUGGACAACUUUAACGUCCCCCUUUACGCUGCUACAGUAGAGGAGUUCAAGGAGGCUGUGGACGCCGACGGCUCGUUUAAGAUCAACCAGUUGGAGCUCGUGAUGGGAAGCCCUCCCGUCGUGGAUGAUCCCGCUAACCGCGGCGUGGUCGGGCGCAUGGUAGCGAACUACAUGCGUGCCCUCUUUGGGCCACUCGUCAACACGCACAUCGGCGGGGCGAUGGCUGACGAGCUGUUCAUCCGGAUGCAGUGCCGCGCAGAAAUACGUGCCGAGGAGCUUGUGGAUGAAAUGUGCUUCGCCCAUAUUCUAUGCUCGCUUUCACUGGUGUAAUGGAAUUUACAAAUGUAUUAUUGGAUGGUCUUUAUAUGAAAACUAGGUCUAUUUUAUGUGGAACUCUUCAUAUCUUGAGCAUAAUAAAAGUUAUUCUGGAUAAAAUUGUUGGUUGUCUUAUAAAAUUUGGGCCCCAUAUAUUAGCCGAUCUUAAUGGAUAUAUUUCGUGGGAAACUCUUCAUUGUUUUAGGCAUAAUAAACGGCCUUUUGGUUGGGUAAUUCAAUUUACCCAAGUUUGACACAAA
Molecule: messenger RNA, 1714 nt
Organism: Oryza sativa Japonica Group (Japanese rice)
Lineage: Eukaryota; Viridiplantae; Streptophyta; Magnoliopsida; Poales; Poaceae
Product: indole-3-acetate O-methyltransferase 1
Biological process (GO): methylation
Molecular function (GO): S-adenosylmethionine-dependent methyltransferase activity
Source: RefSeq, a predicted model, not a curated record